CCGGGCACCGCCAACGCCUCGGACCCCGCCUGGGACUUCGCCUCGGCCCUCUUCUUCGCCAGCACGCUGGUCACCACCGUGGGCUACGGGUACACGACGCCACUGACCGACGCAGGCAAGGCCUUCUCCAUUGCCUUCGCGCUCCUGGGUGUGCCGACCACCAUGCUGCUGCUGACCGCCUCGGCCCAGCGCCUGUCGCUGCUACUCACACACGCACCUCUGUCUUGGCUGAGCACGCGCUGGGGCUGGGACCCCCGGCGGGCGGCCCGGUGGCACUUGGUGGUCCUGCUGGGAGUCAUAGUGACCACCUGCUUCCUGGUGCCGGCUGCGGUCUUUGCCCACCUGGAGGAGGCCUGGAGCUUCCUGGAUGCCUUCUAUUUCUGCUUCAUCUCUCUGUCCACCAUCGGCCUGGGCGAUUACGUGCCCGGGGAAGCCCCCGGCCAGCCCUACCGGGCCCUCUACAAAGUGUUGGUCACAGUCUACCUCUUCCUGGGCCUGGUCGCCAUGGUGCUGGUACUGCAGACUUUCCGCCACGCGUCCAACCUCCACGGCCUCACAGAGCUCAUCCUUCUGCCCACUCCAUGCCCUGCCAGCAUCAGCGAGGAUGAGGAUGACCGGGUGGACAUUCUGGAUCCCCAGCCGGAGUUGCACCGGCAGCUCUCUGCCAACUCCCACACCGACUACGCUUCCAUCCCCAGGUAGCCGGGGCAGGCACUGCCAGGCUGGGUGUGCCCGGCCUGGACCGAGGGGACUGUGUAACCAGAGCUGGC
Carlito syrichta (Philippine tarsier) is the source of this 770-nucleotide messenger RNA. RefSeq names its product potassium two pore domain channel subfamily K member 6 (gene KCNK6). The record is from RefSeq and is a predicted model, not a curated record. Gene Ontology annotation, biological process: stabilization of membrane potential; potassium ion transmembrane transport. Gene Ontology annotation, cellular component: membrane. The transcript is spliced from 3 exons. Bases 163 to 702 code for a protein of 179 amino acids. Gene Ontology annotation, molecular function: potassium ion leak channel activity. NCBI's taxonomy places the organism in Eukaryota, Metazoa, Chordata, Mammalia, Primates, Tarsiidae.